Emericellopsis cladophorae is the source of this 522-nucleotide messenger RNA. RefSeq lists its product as uncharacterized. Gene Ontology annotation, biological process: ATP biosynthetic process; AMP biosynthetic process. The transcript has 2 exons. The coding region runs from base 1 to 522 and encodes 173 amino acids. Lineage: Eukaryota; Fungi; Ascomycota; Sordariomycetes; Hypocreales; Bionectriaceae. The record is from RefSeq and is a predicted model, not a curated record. Gene Ontology annotation, molecular function: bis(5'-nucleosyl)-tetraphosphatase (asymmetrical) activity.
AUGGCUACCUCAACCUUCAAGGCCACCAACUACUCAGCCGGGGAUCUCGUCGCGAGCUGCGGCGCCAUUCUCUUCGACUCCCUAGGGCCUGCUUUUCAAGUUUGCCUCGUUCACUACAGACUUCAAGAUGAGUGGCCACUUGCCAAAGGGCGUCGUAACUGCGGCGAGUCGAGACACGCAGCCGCUCUCCGAGAGCUAGAAGAGGAGACGGGCUACCGAUGCCACCUCUUCCCAAUGACCAUGCCGACACGCCCUCCAGCCUCAGCUCAGCAAAGCAGCGUGCCCGAUCAGCCACAUCAUCUGGUGGUAUAUGCCGAGUUCGCGGACCGGGCCGCGGUUGGGGAGGGAGAAGAGGCGUUCACGUCACAGUUCUUCAACACUGACAAUGCGAUGCAAAAGUUGACAUUUGCUGGUGACAGGCACAUUUUGAAGAAGGCCAUCAAGCUCACGGAGAAGCAGGCUUACGCACCCCGACUCCUGAUGGUCGCCAAAAGCGAAGGGUCCACUGUGGAUACAAUUUAG